Messenger RNA from Mucor velutinosus, 1602 nucleotides. RefSeq lists its product as uncharacterized. Lineage: Eukaryota; Fungi; Mucoromycota; Mucoromycetes; Mucorales; Mucoraceae. The record is from RefSeq and is a predicted model, not a curated record. The transcript has 4 exons. Bases 1 to 1602 code for a protein of 533 amino acids.
AUGUCUACCUCUAAACCAAAACCUCCCAAUUUACAGAGACUCAAGGGCAGCUAUAUAUUACCAGAUACUUUACGAAACGACGCACAGCUGAACAGUAGCAUAUUGAGAAACGCAGCAAAAGAUUGGGGAAACCUUGAAGAGAUCAUUGAUAGCUAUUUAUGCAAUUCGGUGGUUUGGGAGAAAACUGGCGUCGAGUUCCUCUCAUUACUUCAAUCAUCAUUUAACCAAAUAGUGCAAUGGGUUAAGCAACAGUCAUCAUCAGCAUUCUUAUCUCUUCUUGCAGAAUACGUGAAAAGCUUAGUCAUUUAUUACAAAAAUGACAAGAUCAAAUACGAUGUCUGCCAAUUGUAUCAACAAGCUGAAUUACGACGACGCGUGGAACGAAACAGCGCAGAGGCUGAACUACAAGCAGAGUCCACAAUGUCUGUGCUGAUGACACGAAAAGGCAAGGAGAGAGAAGACUCAAUGAUACUUCAUAAAAGGCAAUUGGUGGAAGACCCUUUUAAUAGCAGACCUUUGACAGAUGAGGAGCAAAUGUUAACUUCAGACUCGCAUGAAUCAUCAUUCAAAUUACAAAAAAAUGGCGUGGGCUAUGAUAUUCACACGCCAACAAGGAAGUACUUUCUCUCGCCCCAAAAGCCAGUCAUUCAGAGCCACGACAGAGCUGCCUGCACACAGUACUUUGAUUUACGGUUAAGCACAGACGUACAGCCAAAUUGCAGCGCUUCUCUACAGACUGAAUUCGACUCGCACAUGGAAGAUUUACGACUGAAUAAGUCAUUGGUGACAGUAUUGGGCGACGACUAUCUGGAUUUCAUGAAGAAACUCUUCAGUGUGGACAUGAGCGAUUUCGCAAGGGAAAUAUUCAGCAUAAAGCCUACGUCAAGCAACGACUGUAUGAAGUUUAUGCAGCAAUCAUACAACGAUCUUUGUGUUAAUUUCAACGAUCCACCCAACUAUUCUCGAAGUGGGGAACGAACACUCUUUGUGGAGACCUUUGUGCAACAGUUCAAACUCUUUUCAAGAAUGACGAGAUUGUUAUACUUCAAGUGGGCCGAGAAGAAGCUGCAGAGCAGUGAUCAUUGCUGGCUAUUGAAAAAAGAUUUUCAAAAGAAAGAUGUUCAAUUGAAGCUCUUGGACGGCGUUGGGAUAAUGAAAAAGAACGAUGUCAACUUCAUCAUGUUGGAAUCAUCAGGCGUCGGGGAUGACAUACUUGCACACACGUUGGAGGACACUCUUAAAAACCUCAAGCACGGGUCUGACUCUUUAGCAAGCAUUCUGUGCGAUUACAAGGACUGUAGUAUCAAGACAGCCAAGAAAAUUGUAGUUCUGACUGGGCACAUCAUCCAAAAUAAGAUGACAAUCCUCAAGUACUCGCCGGGACCCUCUGGCAAAUGGUCAGUUGUCGAGACAAGAUCAUGCACUAUCCCUUUGAAGUACGAAAACCGAAUGGACAGCAUUAAGCUGUAUGAGACGUUUGCUUAUAUCUAUUUGACAUUGAAGGAACAAGAAGAAGUAUAUGAAAAGCUGUCAGAAGAGAAGCUUGGUUUGAUUCCUGUUGCUGAGGAAGACAUGGUGCGCAACAGUUUGUAUUUUUUAUAA